This is a messenger RNA of Miscanthus lutarioriparius, 426 nucleotides long. The record is from the annotation of a GenBank genome assembly. NCBI's taxonomy places the organism in Eukaryota, Viridiplantae, Streptophyta, Magnoliopsida, Poales, Poaceae.
AUGAAGCGUAUAAAAGGAGUCCCAGAAUGUUCGGAUGCUAGAAAUAUUAGGCUGGCGAAAAAGGGGCGGGACUACCCAGUGAAGGUGAGCGGCGUGGAGGUCGUCCCCGAUCCCGUCGUCAGGGGGGAACCGGCCACCUUCAAGAUCUCCGCCUCCACAGAUAAAAACAUCACUAAAGGGAAACUGGUGAUAGAUGUUGCAUACUUCAUUUUCCACGUCCACUCAGAAACUCAUAACCUCUGUGAUGAGACUCCUUGCCCAGCAACAGGUGAAUUUGUGCUAGCUAGCCAACAGACAUUACCAUCAUUCACCCCGCCAGGUUCUUACACCCUCACGAUGAAGUUGCUGGGAGACAGCAAUGAGGAGCUAACCUGCAUCUCCUUUGGGUUCAGCAUCGGGUUUGUUACACCAAACCCCAUCAUCUAA